AAAAAACCUCAUCCCGCCUUUCACAACCACACUUUCUUCCCUCCUUCUUCACUCUUUUCAACUUUUUCACAAACCCUAAAUAAAUAACAACAACACACACUUCACAAUAGUGACGACAAAACCAAAUCUCAAACCCAAAAACCAAACACAACAACAACAACAACAACAACAACAAUGGCUAAACAAUCCAAAUCUAAAAAACCUGAAUCCUUCGGCAAAGGCAAAGUCACUCCAAUCCAGAUCGCUUUCAUCGUUGACAGAUACCUCUGUGACAACAAUUUCACCGAAACUCGUAAAUUGUUUCGGAUCGAAGCUUCUUCUUUCAUCGCUAAUUCACCCAUCAACGAGGUGCCGAAGAGUUUGAUGAGUUUAGGUGAGAUGCUUGAUGAGUAUAUAUGUUUGAAGGAGCAGAAAGUGAUGUUGGAUCAAGAAAGGGUUUGUAUGGAACAAGAGAAGAACCGGGUUCAGAUGUUCUUGAAUGGUGUGCAGAAUGUUAUGAAUGUUUACAAUGCUAGUAAAAGUAUUCCGUUAACCAAUGCGAAUGGAGUGCCUGCUGCAGUUCCUCAAGCGAAUCUCGGUGCUCCUACUACUGCUGCUGCUUCCCCUGCAACACAGACCACAUCAAAUAUGCUCUCAGCACCUCAGUCUAACAACACCAAUUCAGAGAAUGGAAGCUUCGAAACACCUGUUUUGAGUGUAUCUGACAGAAAGAGAAAAAAUACUAAAGCAGUGGAGCAUGUACCUUCAAUUGCAAAAAGACCUCGUGGUAGAUCAUCCACUACCAGCAAGAAAAUUCCUGUCUCAGGUCAAGACACACUGCCAAAAUCAAACAAAGUAGUCAAUCAUCAAGUAGUUUAUCACCCUUCUUCUGCAACUCAAUCAUCGGCUGUGAACUGUGUACCAAGUGGAACACAGGUUCAAGGAUCCAGUGUUGUGAAAUGCUUAUUCAAUCCGGCUCGAACUUCUAUCCCAACCAAUUCAAAAGUUCCAAAGACGCCUCCGAGAACAAAUUCCAGUCACAGCAAUACAAAUAUAUCCCCUCCUGAGAUUUCUCAGGCUGCACCUAGCAACGUAGAGGGUACAUCUACUUGUUACACUGUAAUUUCAACCAAGAGAGUUAUGGUUAGCCCUGCAAAACAAAUGGCUUAUAUAGAGAGUAGUCAUUGUAUUUCACCUGUUAAAAUGAAUUCAGACAAGGCAAGUAAGAGGGAUCAUGUAAGAAGCAGAUUGAAUUUUGAUUCUUCUGAUAUGCCUCAGAGCUUUGAUUCAGACAAAUCAUUGCCUAAUGAGAUUUCUACAUCAGAGUCUAACAACGAAGUUCACUUAUAUGACAUUGAUUUCCCCAAUUUUGAUACCUUGGGGUCAGACUUCUCAUUUGCUGAAAUGUUAAGCGAUCUGGAUUUUUCUUGUGAGGGUGUUGAUUUUUCAAUUGUUUCAAAUGAUAAUCAAGUUAUCCCGGAACUGCCAUCAACUUCAGUAGAAGCUCUAUGUGAGAAAAAUAUGAACAUACAAGGCUCUGAUUGUUCGAAUGUUACAAAUACCUUCACAAGAAGCAUAACAAUUUUAAGCCCAGAGAAGAAGAACCAGAGCUGCUUAGAUCAGAAGAAUUGUUAAUGAGGGAGUUUGAAGAAUGACGCAGGCCGACUUGCUGCAGUUGCUGCAACAGAUUCUUAUGGUCAUAGUUCCAACGAAUGUAGCUAUCCUUGAUUUAGGAUGUUAACACCAUUAAUUUUUUCCUUAACCUUUGAACCUGUUUGGUCAAUGGUCAUCAAGGAAAAGCUAAAAUGAUUUUUGUGAUUGUAGAUAAGUACCUUUCUUGUUCUGGUUUACUCAAUAGAUUAACUAUUAGUUGGACUUAUUAGAUGCUAAACAUGGUUAAUUGUCUAUGAUUCAAGUCUAAAAAUUCUUGGAGCAAUAUUUUUCUGGUUGAAA
This is a messenger RNA of Medicago truncatula (barrel medic), 1932 nucleotides long. RefSeq lists its product as uncharacterized. The record is from RefSeq and is a predicted model, not a curated record. The coding region runs from base 175 to 1614 and encodes 479 amino acids. The transcript is spliced from 6 exons. Lineage: Eukaryota; Viridiplantae; Streptophyta; Magnoliopsida; Fabales; Fabaceae.